CAGGCGCUGGGGAAAGGCAUUAGAUCAGUGCACGCCCUGGAGAAACAUCACGAGCCUUGUCCGAUCUUUUUUCAAAGCUGCUUCUUAUCUUCUCAAAAGCUUGCGGCUGUAUCUGUAAAUGUUUUUUUGUUUCUUAAUGCCGCGGUGGAGUUUUUACAUUUGGAUUUGAGUAAUUUUCCACUGAACGAAACGACUGCCGUACGCCGGCAUCAUGACCGCAGUAACGGCCCCAGCAGCGGGCUCAGACCAGCCCGCCUCCACCAUCGCGGCGGAACCCGGGCAUCCGCCCGCGAAAAGGGCACGCACGGAUUCGGAAAUGCCCGCCCCCCCGUCGAAUCUCACCGAAAUACGGAGAAAUUUCAAACACCGUCCAACCCCCGCGAACCGCAGCUUGCUCGACGUUGCGGGCGGGAAAUCGUCUUCGAGCGGCAAAAUUCCGGUUUGGGCGAUGCGCCAGGCGGGCCGCUACCUACCGGAGUUCAAGCAGGUGCGGUCCCUCAGUUCAUUUUUCGAGGUGUGCAAAACGCCGAAGCUCGCGGCGGAGGUGACCGUGCAGCCGCUGGACCGGUUCGCCCCGGACUUGGACGCGGUGAUCAUUUUCAGCGACAUUCUGGUGAUCCCCGUCGCCAUGGGCAUGCCCUGCGAAAUGGUCCCCGGCAAGGGCCCCACCUUUCACCAACCCCUCGAGUCGCCGGAGAAAAUAGCCGAGUACCUGACGCUGCGACCCGACGUGGAGGAGAAAUUAGGCUACGUUUUUGACGCCAUACACUGGACACACUUGCGUGUCGGGGACAAGGUUUGAAUAGAUCUGUAGAACGGCUCUUUUCUACUUCGCCGGAGAAAACUUUUUAUGCAGCAAGGAGGUCCUCGUGUUGCCAACUCUGGUUCAGCGCAGCAAGAAAUGCACGGCUUUGUCCGACUCAAAAGCAAAAUAGUUGUGCGCUGUUUCUCGUCUGACAGACUGCUUUUUUUUUAUCGGGAUUGAUGCAGUAAUAUGCCAGGUGAACACGAGAAGACUGGCCUUGAUCAUGAAACUCACCACAGGUACCGGUAAUCGGUUUCAGUGGUGCGCCCUGGACUCUGCUCGCAUACAUGAUAGAGGGCGGUGGCUCGAAGACAUGGAGUCUCGCACGGAAGUGGCUAUACCUCCACCGAGAGGCAGCGGUGAAAGUCAUGACAGGUUCUUGGGAGGAGUUUUGCAUUUGGAUUUCUUCGAUUUGCUGCUGUAGGGGAAGGACUUCAAAACAAAUAAAGUUGCCAGUUGACUCCUUGUUGACUUGGGAGUUUUCACAAUUUUGUACCAGUAUGCGCAACCACUAAAAGUCAUUCCCUUGAAGAAUGAGUACUUACCUAGAAAACGAAAAAACAGCAAUCACGGACGUGAUCAUUGACUACCUCAUCGCCCAGUUUGACGCUGGUGCCAGCCUGCUGCAGGUCUUUGACACCAAUGCCGGGGAGUGUCCACCGAAGCUAUUUGACGAACUGAUGGUUCCCGAGCUGAAGCGCAUCGCGAAGUCGGUCAAAGCGGCACGACCCGAAGGUAAGUACUUACUAUGGAACGUCGAAGAGAUUCUGGUUGUUCCUAAGGAAGUAGAUUGGGAUUGCAAUAGACUCGAGGAUCUUUGUGCGCUGUAUGAUUCAACUCCAAGGCAUAUGCUCACGAGUAGAGUUAGAGCUUUCUCGUAGGUGUUCCAAAUAGUACUCACCCCGAUGAGCUCUAGUUUUUCCAAAAGUUGAAAACGAACUGCCCUUCCCAGCUCUGCUGACCAUCUUCGCGAAGGACGCACCCCUGCACUACUGGGAAGACAGUCUGUACGACGUGGUCGGCGUCAGUUGGAAGCAGACGCCCAGCUACGCGCGCAAAGCCUGUCCGUCCAAGACGCUGCAGGGCAACCUGGAUCCGGCGGUGCUCUAUGCUGUGGGCACCGGAACCAUCGCCGCAGAGGUGCGCAAGAUGCGAGCGGAAUUCGGCGACGCACGUCUGAUUGCAAACUUGGGACAUGGGAUGCAGCCAGAUUUCACGCCCGACGGCCUAGCUGAGUUUAUCGCAGCUGUAAAAAGCUGACUCAACUACAGAAACUAUGUACAAAAAAGUGAGCGCACAUGUUGAUAAGUGGAGCAAGAAGUGAAUGGCAAUGAUAUGUUGCGGAAAACGCACUUGAU
This is a messenger RNA of Amoebophrya sp. A120, 2163 nucleotides long. NCBI's taxonomy places the organism in Eukaryota, Dinophyceae, Syndiniales, Amoebophryaceae. The record is from the annotation of a GenBank genome assembly.